CAUCUUGCCUGGUGAGUCUUCUCGCUCUCAAAACAAACCCCGCCCUGCCGCCGACCGCGGUGCCGGAAGUCCUCUGACGUCACACUCCGGAUCAGCAGGCGGCAGCGGAGUGCUGCUGAAACCGGAAGUAGAUAUAUGUUACAGUCCAGGAAGAAAGAAGAACCACAACAACAAUGGCGGAGAGCGGUGACACGAGCCAGAGCGGCAAAGUCAGGCUGUAGAGACACCUGACGACAGACAGGACACACCUGAUUGACCUGCUGCUUUGCUCUGUGUGACCAGUCCUGGUCUGCUGGUCUGCUGGUCUCCUGGUCUGCUGGUCUCCUGGUCUCCUGGUCUCCUGGUCUCCUGGUCUGCUGGUCUGCUGGUCUCCUGGUCUCCUGGUCUCCUGGUCUGCUGGUCUGCUGGUCUCCUGGUCUCCUGGUCUCCUGGUCUGCUGGUCUCCUGGUCUGCUUGUCUGCUGGUCUGGUUCAGGUGUUGGAUGCAGGGCGGCAGGCCGGUGGUGGAGGUGGUGCGUCUGGGCCUGGUCUCCUACCAGGAGGCUCUGUGGCUGCAGCAGUUCUACGUGAACCGGCAUCGGUCCGGUCCAGCUCACACUCUCCUGCUGUGCCAGCACCCUCCGGUCUACACCACCGGGAUCCGCCACCAGCCCUACCCGGCCCCCCUGCUGGACCGCCUGCGCCUGCUGGGGGCCGACGUGCAGCGCACCAACCGAGGAGGCCUCAUCACCUUCCACGGGCCGGGACAGCUGGUCUGCUACCCGGUCCUCCACCUGGGCAGCUUCAAGAAGGUUUGAGUUCAAUGUGUAAUAAUGUCUUGUCUAAUGUCUUGAUGCAUACAGGGUCCUUAAAAAGUCUUAAAAAGUCUUAAAUUGCUUUUCCAAAAAAUAAGGCCUUAAAAAGUCUUAAAUUGUCUUAAAUUCAGAUUGGAUUGGUCUUAAAUUUUGUGGGUGUCAUGUCACUGCGAAUAUGAGGCAAUCUGUUCCACCAGGUCUAAUAUUUUGCUCCGGUCGCUCUGGUGUCACCGGGGCCACGCCCCUUCUCUUAAAGGGGCCCCGCGUAUUCGGUCCCAUCCCCGACAACGUGAAGCAUCGGCUACUUUAGAAAACAUGGGGGAUGCAAGUUCAACAACGGCUUGAAGAGAACGAGUGUUUCUGGUCCCGGUCGGUGAAAUGCUUCUGAAGCUGCGUUGUGUGUCGGGAGACUUUCCAGCGGUGGAAUCUCACGAGCAGAGCAAGAAGCACAGAGACUAGCGAAGGCCGCCA
Pseudoliparis swirei is the source of this 1264-nucleotide messenger RNA. It is a transcript of the gene lipt2, whose product is annotated as lipoyl(octanoyl) transferase 2. Lineage: Eukaryota; Metazoa; Chordata; Actinopteri; Perciformes; Liparidae. The transcript is spliced from 3 exons. Gene Ontology annotation, molecular function: lipoyl(octanoyl) transferase activity. The record is from RefSeq and is a predicted model, not a curated record. Gene Ontology annotation, cellular component: mitochondrion. Gene Ontology annotation, biological process: protein lipoylation. Bases 482 to 796 code for a protein of 104 amino acids.